Messenger RNA from Gordionus sp. m RMFG-2023, 3520 nucleotides. Its product is annotated as FHF complex subunit HOOK-interacting protein 1B-like. Bases 15 to 3314 code for a protein of 1099 amino acids. The record is from RefSeq and is a predicted model, not a curated record. NCBI's taxonomy places the organism in Eukaryota, Metazoa, Nematomorpha, Gordioida, Chordodea, Parachordodidae. The transcript is spliced from 18 exons.
AGGAUUCUUUUUAUAUGCCUAGUAUGGAAUGGUUUAAAACACCAUCAGAUAUGAUAUCUAGAACAAAAGAUGAUAAUUUUAAUAGUUUUAAAAAGUUUUGGGAUGACAUAGAUACAGUCAUAUUAGAUAAUCCAAAGGCUUAUUUGCUUACAGAAGAAUUAAUUAAAAUACUUAUAAAGCAGAUGAAAGAUAUCUCUGUUAUAUUAGAGGACUCUUCUGUAUACAAAGAUUUACCAAAUGAUCCAUUUUUUGAUUUUUUCCUUACACAUGAUUCUUUGCACAAAUUUUUUGUAUGGUCUUUAAAUUCUGGACAACAUUUUGAAACAUUAAAAAUUUGCCAAUUGAAGAUAUAUCAGAUUCUUUUAUCAACAUAUCGCCAGAAAAUACUUAUCCACAAACCUGUCCUUCGACCCCUUCUCAAGCUCAUUAAAUGUUGCCACAAAUUUUUUGGAGGCUUUUCUUGCCGCGAUGUGGAACGCAGGUUGGUCUUUGUGCUGAAUGAAAUUUCCGGCAUAUUCCAUCGGGAAAAAGGGCUGUUCGAUUUUUACCUCACCAUUACGUCAGAAUCUUAUAAAUAUCUCUUCGUGACUACACUCGUCUCUUUCGUGCCCAGAGAGGAUGAGAUAGGCCAACUAGCCAAAAAUUCGCUCCUUUUUUACACUUGUCUUUCGACCGUCCACGAUGACCUCGCCCGCUUUAUCGAAGAAAAAUCUAAUUUUAGCGCGGUAUCCGCCGCCACCCUAGCUUGUUUAUAUUCCAACCUGCCCCGCUGUCUGGAUUGGCCCCCCGACCAUCCCCACAAAAUAAACAAGGAAGCCAUACUAGAGAUUCCCGGGUUACUUGACACCAUAAAUUACUUGGAAUUUCUCGACGUUUCUAUACAAAAAAUUCAUCCUAGAAUACGUGAACAACUUAUAACCAUGAUAUAUCAAGGUUUUCUCAAGCCGGUCUUAGGUCAAUGUCUUUUACAAGAAAUAAGGAUGGGCCUAGACGAAGUCAUCACAGCCACGGCUUACCUCGAAAUAUUUUUGAGGCACAUUCGUCAGCCUUCCAUGGUCCGGAUCUUUAUAGACUUUCUCAUGAAAACCGCUGAUGAGGAGGAUAAAAAUCCAGCUGACAUGAAUUUAACGAUGGGUGGUGAUUUCUGCCUACUCGACACCGUUUUGUCUCGUUUGGACACCCCGUUGGGAGGCGAACAGCUGACCUUGGUGAACCUGUCCUUGCUUCACACUCUGCUAGAUCUAAAUUGCGAAGAUUUGAUGGUUCACCUUUGCUUCAAGUACCUCGCAUCUUGUGAUCACGUAAGUGACACGUCGCGAUUGGACGUGUUCGAUAUAUACGGCGACGCGUCGGGCAAAUUUUUGUCUCUUCUACCGGAUUUUUUGAAACAUCCCGACCAUCGGGCCCCAUUGAAUAAGGGAUCGUCCGAUCACGCUGAAAGCCUAAACCCAGACUCCCCGUCACAUAACGGUGUCAGGGAUUCCCCUGUGAUAUCAUUGCCUUCUACUUCCCUUCCCGCUUACGCUCUCGAUGCCCGCCGCUCCGUCUUCACUUGCCGCAAGGCAUGUCAAUCUGUCGACGAAAUCAAAGGACCUGGCCCUUUAGACUCGCCGCCCACUCAAUCAUCCCGUGGUCGAGGCCGCUCUCGAAAAAAUCGGACCCGCUGGCUUCGUUCCUAUACGUCACGCGACUCGCAUCCCGACCCGACUGGUCCAGCCCCGAUGAGCUCUGGAAUUUUUGCCAAUCAGCGUCGAGCUGACGACUCUACCAAUGACAUAAUAUCGAUUCGGGAUUAUUCGACACUCUCAUCUUCUUCGACCCUCUCCUCUUCCGCUUCAGACAAUAAUGAGUCCUGUCUUAUCAACAAUAAUAAAAAGAACAGUAAUAAUUUGGCCGAACCACUGAUAGACGGCUCCAGCCCAAAGAAAAGGCCUUCAAAUUCGAAUCAUGUUAAAGAUAUGGCAAAGGAGGACAAUAUUUUCUCGAUCCACCCAGAUUCUCAAAUAAUAACUUCAUCUGCUCUGCACUGCAACUCCUCUCCCCAUUUUACAUCAAACCAAUCGCCCAUCGACAACCAACAGUUUAACGCCGUCGACUUUUGCGCCCACCUGGAUCAAAUCUAUCCGGAUCUAACAGUCCAUUCAAUCGUGAGCGCUUUCACCGGAUCCGGGUAUCCACCCGGAAUUUCGCUCGACAUUGAUGAAGCCUACCAACGUAUUUAUGUUAAAAACCGAGAGUCUAAAAUUCAUAAACGGGAGACCAGUCUUCUUGGUCCAGAGAUCAAUGCUCCUGUCAAAGAAAUCGCGUUCAAUAACGAGAACACUUUUCGAGUUCUUAUGCGCGUCACCGAGAAAGAGAAGAAUAUUACAGACAAUAGCGAGCUAAUUUCAAAUACCCCCAACAUAGGCCCUUUCUUAUCAACCCUUUUCUCCCUGCUGGAGAGAAUGCUUCAAAAUUCACUCUUCCUGAAUCUGCACCUAACCGGUCUUUUAGCUCGUCUUAGUUGCUAUCCUCAACCUGUCCUCCAGUGCUUGCUGCUCAAUUGUACGGUACCAGUCCGACCGCAAAUUAAAACGUUAUAUCGAUGUCUUGAUCAUGUAGCUUCCCGCUUAGCCUUCUUCUCUACUAGUCCAGAAUUCGCCCGAUCCGCUCAGCACCUCCGUCCCACGUCUUCUAUAUUAGUUUCCCCUAUCGCUCCCUGGAUAACCUUACAAGAAUUAGCUGGUAAGGCACGCGGUUACCUAGCCACACGGGAGCUUAUUUACGCGCGAAAAUUGGCCCUUGACCGAUUUGGUCCCACCGUUACGUUGCAGAAGCGCGAUAUCUCAACUACCUAUGACCAUAAUAUUCGAGCUGAUAUAAAAGGCGAUGACGUCACAACUAAGGUAGCUUCCGAAGAUGACGAUAUAAAACGGCGAACCAUAUUCGUAGCCCCUGAAUAUUCUCAUCUUCUUGAACCUCUGACACUGAUCGAUCCUAACGAAGAGCAAAGCCUCUCAGACUCCUGUCUAUCUCCUAUACUCAAACCUAAUAAUCAGCCCGACUCUAAGCUGCAAAGUUUGUCUAAUUGGAGGGGUUAUAGAUUCAUUAACAAACGCAUAAACCAGCAUUCCAUAAAAGAUGACUUUCCCAUUCUACCUCAUCAACACUCCGCUCAAUCUCCCCAACCCCUUAGUGAUGACGAACGCGAAUCCGCAACUGCUGCCAUGUUUCUGGGAUUUCCCGCUAAGAACGCUGCCCACUGCUGCGUCGUCCUGGAAGAAUUUCUCAAAGAGCUUGCAUCCUUAGCCCGCGAGAUGGCUCUUUCUUAUUAAUGCACAAUAUCGCCAUAGCUACCAAUCGAUAAAGAAAGAAUGAUCAAUCAAGGCAGACUCUUUUAUAUAAAAAAAUUAUUGUUCUGUAUUGUAUGGUACAAUUCGAACAGCUAUAUCAGCUUUUUAAAUAUACAUCCUUAUUAACACUACAAUUUUUGUUCCAACAAAUGGAUUUUAUACCCUCUAAAGGCGAGUAUAAUUUUGCA